AUGCCCUUCGUCGGAGAAGACAACCACUCAGGACGCAAGCGAAGAUACAGCGAUGAUGAUGACGAGCGGCCAUUAUACUCGACAUAUCCCUCGGGAGACUCCAUGGAUAUUUACUAUCGCAAACAACGGCCAGAACUUCCACUCCGAAAGGUUCUUCCUAUGACAAAGAAACCCCGUCUGAUCAACGACGAUAUUCUUGAUGCGGACGAUAUAAGCACUUCUCCCCGAAAUUGGCGUUUAUCGCAGCCCAAGACGCUACAAGUUCAGCCCGUCACUAAGAACCGGGUCACAAACGUUCUUGCUCCAUGCCACAUCUGCCACCGCAGACCGACCAAAAAAACACACCUCGACUCUUUUGCUGACUGCCAAGGCUGUGGGGAGCGUACUUGCUUUGUAUGCCUUCGCGAAUGUCACGGAUGGAAUAUGGAUGGGGGUUCUGGAGUUUCGGAGCAAGAAAUGCUUUCAAGGUCUUUCCACAUGGAUGAUGUGGACGAUGAACCACAACACAAUGCCACUGCAAAGGACGGGCAACAACAAUCGAACCAAGGAUGGAAGGCUGUUGGGCAUCAGGCUGUGGUAUGCAGCCGCUGCUGUAUUGAACGAGGCACAGAAGGAGACGUAACAUGCUUGGGCUGCUUCUCUCGGAUGGAAGGUUCAUGA
Molecule: messenger RNA, 660 nt
Organism: Fusarium venenatum
Lineage: Eukaryota; Fungi; Ascomycota; Sordariomycetes; Hypocreales; Nectriaceae
Source: RefSeq, a predicted model, not a curated record